Paramuricea clavata is the source of this 1837-nucleotide messenger RNA. The record is from the annotation of a GenBank genome assembly. Lineage: Eukaryota; Metazoa; Cnidaria; Anthozoa; Malacalcyonacea; Plexauridae.
AAACUAAAACAGCAGGUUAAACUUUAACCCAGGGUUAGCGCUAACCCACCUUUGAACAACCGGCACUGGAGUGCCAAUCAUUGCAUUUCCCGCAACGCAUGGAUAGGUCAUGAUAUAUACACAUUUGCUCUCGAAAAUUUCGUUCUCUUAAUAUAUUAAAAAUACUUUAUCUCACUUUUCAGGCGUACAAACGUAAAGUGUUUAAACUCCAGAAUGACAUAAUCUUUGCUAAGAAAGAAUACCACACAGCGUUAAGAAAUCUCGAAGUAAUUAGUGAUUCAAUUCAUGAACGACGGAGCAGCGGGAUGAAUUUACUCGAACCACGUGGUCAGGGGGUUGGUGCCGAGAAUCCAGAUGGAGCUUGCAUGGUUGAUUACAAGAGUGACCGAGUGAAAUAUGGUCCUGGAUACGAGGUUGUCGUCAAUUCCCCUAGGACUACUGAACGCCGUAUUGUAAAUGAAGUGACCUCAGAAUUAGAGAGUGCUAUAAAAUCACUCAAGUUGCAAGGUUCUGCAUCGGAACAAGACCGAGAUUGCACACCCGAUGGUGGGCAAGACUUGUUUGGGGAAAUUACUUUAAGUUCCAGUGAUAGUGACAAUAGUAGUUGUGAUGGUACUUCAUGUAAUAUCCCUGUCACUCCUCCUACAAAACGAGAAGGAUCUACAGCAAUGGAAGCUAAACUCUUUGUAACUCCGCCAUCUGCUGAAAACUCUGACGAUGAUUUUGAUACGGGACCAAUAAGACUAGAGAAAUGGUUCUUUUUUAGUCCAGUGCCAGAUAAAAACAGCGAAGCUAUAGAAACGAAUGAAACGUAGUCUUGGUAGGGUGAUGUAAGUAAUUCUUAAUGUACUCGAUUGAUAUGUAUGGUGUUAUCUCAUACUCAAUAAUUCAUGAGAAUUUUACUCAAACUACAUACCAUGUACCUGAUAAGUACGCUGACCAUUGAAAAACUCAUCUUGUAUAUGAAUCUCAACUGAGUCGAACCUGGAAGGUGGUAUCUCGUGAUUCUGACUGAGGAACAUUUUGUCGGAGUAACAUGAUUCAGAAACCAGGGAUAGGGGAAUCAUGGACAUAGCCAUAGGGAAAUAGUAGUGAAGUGUUUUCCAAUAUUCACAUUGUCAGUGCACGGUCAAAUUUCCCGUUUAUUUCACUCACUUUUGAGGAACUUCUUUCAUAGACAAAAAUGUUUUUCACGAAUUUCUCUGGUGUUGCAAUUUCUAGAUGUUUUAAUACUGUGAUCAAACACGCAGAAUGACUGAAUGAGUUUUUGAAAUGGUAAAUGAAAGACAAACCAUUCAAGGGACCAUCGAAUCGUAUUUUUUAUUAAACUUAAAUAUUUAUACUUUAAUAUUAUUUUCGUUAUUAUACUGACAUAAAGAAUCUGUCCUGCUAAUCUUUCUCGUCUUGGCUUUGGGAUUUUUUGAAUUCUGGUGGCUCGGACAUUUUUCGUUUUAUCACCAAAAAACCACAAUUUGAGUGUGAGUUUCUCGUUUCCUACCAUCUUUUCGUGAAUUUAAGACUGAGAGCGAAAAUUAGUAAAACGCUAAUUUAAGAAAUGUAGUGUACAGGACUUCACUGGAGUUUGAAUGCAAUUCUCAUAAGAUGAAUUAUUUUCAUUAAAAUGAUGUAAAUAUAAUGAUGUAAAUUAUUUAAAUGACUUAGGUGUAAUGCUUAUAUACAUCGCAGUUAGUGGGUGUGCUAUGUGUAAUUUGUAAAAUAUUUAUGGAUUAUGAGAAUGGGUAUAUAGAUUAAAAUAGGCUAUUUAUAUUUAUUAAAGAAAUGAGAUUUUACUAUGUGCUUUUUUACAUGGUUGUUAGACAUGGAUGGUUGAUUAGUG